Aspergillus tubingensis is the source of this 1533-nucleotide messenger RNA. Its product is annotated as pantothenate transporter. Gene Ontology annotation, molecular function: transmembrane transporter activity. Gene Ontology annotation, biological process: transmembrane transport. The record is from RefSeq and is a predicted model, not a curated record. The transcript has a single exon. Lineage: Eukaryota; Fungi; Ascomycota; Eurotiomycetes; Eurotiales; Aspergillaceae. Bases 1 to 1533 code for a protein of 510 amino acids. Gene Ontology annotation, cellular component: membrane.
AUGGAUAAAACAAUGGAUCUCAAGAAACGCCCCUCGUCCAUCAAGUCGGAGGGCAAUAUUUCCUCUGCAGAAGGGCAGGUCAAUGAUGUUGUCAGUGAUGCGUAUGAGCGCAUGCCAGAGUCCCUACGCAGUCUUAGCGAAGAUGAGCGCCGCCGCCUCAAUCGGAGAAUCGUCCGCAAGGUGGACCUCAUGGUUCUGCCUACGGUUGGCCUCUUGUAUAUCCUGAAUUACAUCGAUCGUCAGAACCUUGCUUCGGCCAAGCUGCAGGGCAUCAUGGAAGAUCUCCACAUGUCAACCGACCAAUUUGCCACGGCUGUCUCAAUUCUCUUCGUUGGAUAUCUGCCCUUCCAAAUCCCCAGCAACCUCCUCAUCACCAGAAUCGCCCGACCGGGCAUGUACAUCUGCCUUGCGGUCACCAUCUGGGGCUGCAUCUCAGCUGCAACCGCAGCUGUUCAUAGCUACGGCCAACUACUCGCCGUGCGCGCCAUCCUCGGUAUCGCCGAAGCCGUCUUCUUCCCCGGAGCAAUCUACUACCUCUCAGCCUGGUACACCAAAGCGGAGCUUGGCAAGCGCAUCGCCGGUCUCUACAUCGCCCAACAAGUCGGCAACGCCUUCGGAGGGCUCUUCGCCGCAGCCAUCCUCCAACUAGACGGUGUCCACAACAUCGCCGGCUGGCAAUGGCUCUUCAUCAUCGAGGGCAGCGCCACCGUCGGCAUCGGCAUAAUCUGCGCUUUAAUCAUGCCCGGGUUUCCACACAACAGUCGCAUCCUCUCCCCAAUCGAGCGAGACCUAGCCAUAUGGCGCAUCGAAUCCGAAGCCGGAGCCGCGGAAGGCUCCGAAAACGAACCCAUCCUUCGCGGAUUCCUGAAAGCCCUCUCCGACCCCAAACUCGUCCUGAUGAUCUUCUGCAACAUGCUCUCCCAAUGCCAAGGCUCCAUCGCAAACUACUUUCCCACCUUAGUCGGCUCCCUCGGAUUCUCCUCUAAUACCAUCAGCCUCCUCCUCACCGCACCGCCCUACGUCCUUGCGGGCAUAGUCUACUACGGCCUCAUGUUCUACUCCGAUCGCUACAACACCAUCUACCCACUCAUCAUGGCCUGCAUUUCCAUCUCCGUCGUCAUGUACAUCAUCCUCAUGUCCACCCUCAACAUCGGCGCUCGGUACUUUGCAAUGAUGAUCCUCCCGUUUGCGUCUGUCGGUCCGCAGCUUCUCCUCUACAAAACUAUCAACCUGCAUAUGGCCCGUCCGGUGUCUAAACGCGCUGCCGCCUCCGCACUGGUGAAUUCUAUCGGCUGUACGUCGAACAUAUGGGCGUCGUAUUUAUAUUACGAUGGUCCGCAUUUCUAUGCUGCCUUUGGAACGCUCAUGGGUUCGGGCUUCCUCCUGGCUGCUACGGUCACGGUGUAUCGGUGGCUGGUCCGUCGCGAGAACAGAUACCUAGAUUCAGGCGACCCAGAUCUGAUCGGCAAGGUCGUCAAGGGAGGAGUUACAGAGGAGAUGGUGCAGCUGCGGUGGCGAUACGAGAUGUAUUGA